This is a messenger RNA of Orbilia oligospora ATCC 24927, 3006 nucleotides long. RefSeq lists its product as uncharacterized. NCBI's taxonomy places the organism in Eukaryota, Fungi, Ascomycota, Orbiliomycetes, Orbiliales, Orbiliaceae. The coding region runs from base 1 to 3006 and encodes 1001 amino acids. The transcript has 6 exons. The record is from RefSeq and is a predicted model, not a curated record.
AUGGAAAGCAGAAACAAGGCAAUGGGUGAGGAUCGGGGUACGGGUGUGUCAAAUUCCGAAUCAAUUUCUGCUAAUAGCAAUUCCCAUAUGAGUCUCUCGAAUGCAAUAGAAAGAGAGAUAAAAUAUGAACAAGCAGAUGCUGACAUUCGCGUAGAACGAGACUCUCAGAUUAUCACGGGGGCUGCUAGUGUCGGGGCACCGGUAGCAGGUUCAAACGAUCCAGAGCCUCCCGAACUUCCCAACAGGAAAGAUAUUCUAAAGCCGCUUACAGUGAAUGCCUUAAGAUACAUUGAGCUUAGCCGAGAACACGUAGACCUUCCUACUAUCAAACUCUGUUUUUUUAUUUUCGAACCUGUCAAUGCUACCGGUCCAGCCGUUCCAUAUCUUUGUAUCAGGUCAUUCGAUAUCAACCCUCGAGCCCCGACGAUGCGCAUCGAUAUAUUCCCACCAUCAAUCAGGUCCGUCUUUCUACAUGAAAAGAGAUGCAGCAUUACACUUGAACUCAACCGAAAAACCUGCAAAUCACAUCUCCCGAAGGAACUCGCUUCAAAUAGGGAUUUAUCUCAGGUUUAUAAAGAUGUUACGACACUCUGCUCUGUAGAGGUCUUCUUUGAACCACAAAAUGUGAGCGUCCUAGGAAAAAUAAGGGAUUUUUUGCUUGCGCUCGAAGGAAAACGUACAAUCAUCUGUACCGACAGGAACCGUUCACCCAGUGAAUCCAUGCCAUCGAUUACAACGUCCGAGUUCUUGUAUCGACGUACAUGGGAGACGGCAAUCCAGAAAGAAUUCGAGGCAGAGGACGAGAUUCUUAAGGAUCGUUUGGGUGGGCAAGUUGAAUUGGCGCUUGGCAAAGAGGGCAAUGUGCGAGUCUUUUACCCUCGCAAGAAAGAAUAUAUCCAGGAAUUACACCAGCUAGGGGGUAAACCACAGUUCAUACUCAAAUUCCAAAAUGGUGAAUCCAUUUCCGCAUUUUGUACCGCGGAUCAAGUCAAAGAAUACAACAACAGCGGUCUACUUGAACUCACAUUGUCAAAGAAUUCCGACAAAAGCCUGGUGAUAGCGGAAGCUUCAUCUGCAGGGCAGUUACAGCUCUUACCUUGCACUCCCGUAAUCAGAAAACAGCAACAAGAGUUUACCCUCGCAGAAGUAGUGAAAUCCUUUGAUGAAGAUACGCCCAUUACAGGCCAUGAUAUUUUAUGGGCAAAUUACGAUAGAAUGCUCGGAGAUGAAACCGACCCCCUCCUAGAAAACUGCCCCCAACUGAGAGACCUUGACCGCUCCCAGGAGGUAGCUUUCAAACAUAUGCUUAAUAAAGAAGAAGAUUUCUCCGGCAUCGUUCUUAUCUCGGGGCCCGCUGGUACAGGGAAAACUACCGCGUGUGCUUCGGCAAUCGCGGCGACAAUCGAGUUUCAACAUCAGUGGCUACCCAUUCUUGUCGUUGCCGAUAAUUUUAAGACUAUCCAGGCACUCUUUUCAGGGACUCUGAAAGCUCUCGGACCAGACCCAAAAUACAAAAUGCUGUUCCUACUAAGCAAAGAUGCUCGAAGUACCCUAAAGGAAGAGAACGAUCCCUUCAGAUCUGUAAUCGAAGCACACUCCAUGGCAUCCAAGGUUAAACAGAGAGGCGGAAAACCGGAAGGAACAACUUGGCUUGAUUUCAAGUCAGAAAUAAUUGGGCAACAGACAAUCGUUUUCGUAACGAUUGAAAUGUUAUUUUCGACUCGAGAUUACUGGAAAAGCUUCAAACCACAAAUGCUCAUUUUGGAUGACGCAACAGCAACAAAUGAGAUGAAUAGUCUCCUACCAUGGGUUCUAUUUCGUCAAACCAUCCAAAGAUUUAUUCUGAUGGGAGAUGAGGCGCAGUUGAAACCAUACUCUGCGCAUGAGGGGAGUACCAUGACCGCAAGUCUUUUCCAGAGGUUUAGGACUUCUAAUUGGCCAACUGCACAGCUGAAAAUAAACUACCGUAUGAGCCCAGAGGUUUCACGGGUAGUAAAGAAAUCCUUUUAUUCCCAUAUGAAUUUUGUUAAUCAUCCUUCCAUACUCUCCUCUCCAGCAACUAGGAAGGUAAGAGAGGUACUGACCAAAAUUUUCCCCAAUUCGGAAACCAACGCCAUAUGGGUCAAUAUUCCAAGCCCAGAAAAGACAACAGCUCCUAAUACAUACGAAAACCCAAACGAAAGAAAAGCGAUUGUUAGAAUCGUGUAUGAAAUGGUGGCUUAUGGUAUCACCGCAUGCAACAUAGUCGUGCUCGCAUGUUACCGCAGACAGAUUUUCGGGCUGAAAAAGGACCUUGAAUAUAUGGUUUCACAGGGGCUUCAAAUAAAGACCGUGGACUCUUACCAAGGUCAUGAAAAAGAAGUUGUCAUUUUAUCAUUGACUUGUUCCCACAACUUCCCACAUGUUGGACUUCUAGGUAGAACUAACACACUUUGUUUCGCAAUGUCACGAGCAAAAGCUGCGGAAAUCAUUGUGGGGGACUAUACGAUGAUGUCUAAUGUGAAUAAGAAUGUGGAGAAUGUCGUCCCGAGCUCUAUAAAGGGUAUGAUCGUCCUCAUUCGAACCCAUGGUUUAGAGAUUCAAAAGCUUCCAGAAGAAGCUAUAAUCGAUGUCUCAAAUAUUCCGACUGUUCUAAAUGCAAAAGAAAGUGAGGGUGGGAAUAAUAGGAGUAAAAUGGAGAGGGUACUCGAGAAAGAAGCGAGAGGCCUCUUUGAAGAGAAAACUUUUCGAAAAGGUUUUUACGGCAAAGGGCCCUACCAACUCUUUCCAGGCCACGUCGUCACAGCACUAUACAAAUGCCACGAACAAGCCGUCAAAGAUUCACAAUCGGAAAAUCGAGAGGCUCUAAGUCCCGAAAGCCUCGUCAACUUCCUUGCAAAGUCAACCCCCAAGGAAGUUGAAAGGGUUUCUAGGAACGAGCUGAAGCCUGGAGACUAUGCUCGCCUCAAUGACUUGAAGCUCAUCCGAGAACGCAAUGCCCUAGCACACGAAAAUGGGGCAAAUUAG